AGAUAUCAGCAAUACGCUAUGUACGCAAAUACAUACUAUGGACCAACAUUUGGAGGUGGUCAUGACAUUUAUAUCGCCAACAAUGCUGGGUCCUAUUCCAAUUCAUACACAAACUUUGGUUACGUAUACAAGCUCCCAUCUGGCUAUUCCUACGGAAGCACAAAAAGAAAAGAAGUUAUUGGCUGGCUCGUACAGGUUUUCUCCAAACGAAGUAGAAGUUUUUUAUUUUUCUACACCAAUCCUGCAGGACUCAAGUAUUAUAAAGAAUAAGAAAUGGGUAGAAAAGCUUGAAGAAUGGUUGCCGUCGAAUUUACACGGCAAAUUGACUGAGCGCUGUUACAAAGCAUCCGUAAAUGGUUGGAGUGGGAGCACAUUUCACAGUCGUUGUGACUCAAAGGGACCAACACUGGUCAUUAUUAAAAGCGGAUCUUAUGUGUUUGGGGGAUUUGCAUCGCAAUCUUGGGGAGGAAACAGUCGUUACAUACGAGCAGCAAACUCUUUCAUUUUCUCCUUUAAAAACAAGGAUGGUCUGGCACCUUUUAAAUCAAAUACAUCCAAUAAUGCAUACGCAAUGUACACAAAUAGAUACUAUGGACCCAUAUUUGGAUACGGUUUUGAUAUCUAUAUUGCUAACAACGCCGGAUCCAGUUCCAGCUCAUACACAAACUUCGGCUAUGGAUAUAAGCUCCCAUCUGGCUAUUCUUCUGGUAACUCCAAAACACGAAACCUGUUACCUGGGUCAUACAGAUUUACACCAAAUGAGCUGGAAGUCUAUUCUUUUUCCACACCAAUCCUACAGGACUCAAGCAUUCUAAAGGACAAAAAGAGAUGGAUCGGAAAGCUUCAACAAUGGCUGCCUUCGUACUUGAAUGACAAAAAGACGGUGCGCUGUUACCAAGCAACGAAAAAUGGAUGGGGAGGGAGGACAUUUCACAGUCGCUGUGACUCAAAAGGACCAACAUUGGUUAUUAUUAAAAAGGGAUCGUAUGUGUUUGGGGCAUUUGCAUCAGAAUCUUGGGGAGGAGGACGUUCUGGUUACAUACAAGCACCAGAAGCUUUCAUUUUCUCCUCUAAAAACAAAGAUAAUCUUGCACCCUUUAAAUCCAAUGUUACAAGAUACAAACAAUAUUCAAUGUACACAUACAGCAGCUACGGACCAACAUUUGGUGGUGGUCACGACAUUUAUAUCGCCAACAAUGCUGGGUCCUAUUCCAAUUCUUACACAAACUUUGGCUAUACAUACAAGCUCCCAUCUGGCUAUUCUUACGGGAGCACAAAAGCAAAGAACUUAUUGGCUGGCUCGUACAAAUUUAUUCCAAACGAAGUGGAAGCAUUUUAUUUUUCGCCAUUGAUCCUGCAGAACUCAGUUAUUCUGAAAAAUAAACAAGAAUGGAUAGGAAAGCUUCAAAAAUGGUUACCUUCGAAUUUAUAUGGCAAAAAGACGAAGCGCUGUUACAAAGCAACAUCGAAUGGAUGGAGAGCAAGUACAUUCCACAGUUGUUGUGACUCAAAGGGACCAACACUGAUCAUUGUUAAAUAUGGAGGUUGUAUUUUGGAGGAUUUGCAUCAAAGUCUUGUAAGCCCGCUCUAA
Xenia sp. Carnegie-2017 is the source of this 1591-nucleotide messenger RNA. RefSeq lists its product as uncharacterized. The coding region runs from base 38 to 1591 and encodes 517 amino acids. Lineage: Eukaryota; Metazoa; Cnidaria; Anthozoa; Malacalcyonacea; Xeniidae. The record is from RefSeq and is a predicted model, not a curated record. The transcript has 6 exons.